Molecule: messenger RNA, 967 nt
Organism: Cannabis sativa
Lineage: Eukaryota; Viridiplantae; Streptophyta; Magnoliopsida; Rosales; Cannabaceae
Product: BTB/POZ domain-containing protein At3g56230-like
Exons: 2
Coding region: 257-889 (210 amino acids)
Molecular function (GO): protein binding
Source: RefSeq, a predicted model, not a curated record
ACAGCCCAUUUAAGGUUAAGUGCCAUGGGGCAGCUGACUUCUCUUAGGACCUACAGAAGCCCAUGUCUUAACUCAACACUAGUUAAGCUAUUCGAUGUUUCAAGUAAAUCAAAAUAGUUUUAACUUUAAUUUGUUAUUCAUUCUCACAUUUCAUUCAGUAUUUCCUAUGUAUUUUAAAUUAAAAUACUGCAUUGGUUGUCUUUUAAAUAAUAAUAAAAAGAGAGAUUAACAUUUGGUGAAUAUCAUCCAGUCACUGAUGGAUAUUGGUAGAUUUGUGAAUGACACAAAAGUUGAACGGGAUGAUCUUGAGGAAAGGCUCAACUUCUUGAGUGGCUUUGUUGCUGCUUUUAGAUAUCAAAUGCACCCUGACAUUCUUCUCAAGCCCAGCAAUGAUGGGCCUCCAAUACCAGCUCACAAAGCCUUAUUGGCAGUGAGAUCAGAAGUGUUGAAGAACAUGUUUGAGUCAGAGAGUCGGUUCAAGGCUCCAGCAACAGAGAUUGAAACAGUGUGGGAGAUGAAACAUGAUGAGUUGGAAACUCUGCUGGAGUUCUUGUACAAUGGUGUUGUAUCAGAAGACAAGAUGAAGAGACACGUGUACGCAUUGUCAUUGGCUGCAGAUAAGUACUACAUCCCCUACUUGAGGAAGAUCUGCGAGCGCCACUUGGAUCUUUAUUUGUGUUUAACCAACGCUUUAGACAUUCUUGAAAUUGCUGAGGUUUGUUCUUACCCCAAAUUGAAAGACAAAGCCUUGGCAUUCAUUGUUGAAAACUCCUCACACUUCGUACAUGCUACUGGUUUUUAUGACUGGGCUCUUAAGAAUCCACAUUUGCAUGUGCUAAUUACCAUGGCUAUGGUCCCAAAAACUAAAACCAAAACAUUUCCUUUUUAGAGACUAAAUUACAUAAGAAAGAGUUAUAUUAUUUUUCCUUUUAUUAUAAUAGAAAUUUGCAUUUAUAUAAUAUGUAUG